This is a messenger RNA of Pelobates fuscus (common spadefoot toad), 1531 nucleotides long. RefSeq names its product serine/threonine kinase 40 (gene STK40). Bases 109 to 1440 code for a protein of 443 amino acids. Gene Ontology annotation, molecular function: protein kinase activity; ATP binding. The transcript has 11 exons. The record is from RefSeq and is a predicted model, not a curated record. Gene Ontology annotation, biological process: protein phosphorylation. Lineage: Eukaryota; Metazoa; Chordata; Amphibia; Anura; Pelobatidae.
CCGGGGCUGUUGAUCGGUGGAGGCCUGGUGCAGCAGUCUCACCUAGUCUACCCAGGGGCAUGAGCUGGGACUGAGCCAGCCGGGGCCGCCUCACUCACAGUGUGGAGGAUGAAGAGAAGACUGUCUGAAAGGGAUGCUGGGGAAUCAUCCAGAUCAAAGGCUUUCUGUACUAGUAUAUCAGGAAGUAAUGCCAAGAGGGCUGGACCAUUUAUUUUGGGUCCUCGAUUGGGAAACUCUCCUGUACCAAGCAUUGUGCAGUGUUUGGCAAGAAAAGAUGGAACAGAUGACUUCUACCAGUUAAAGAUCCUAAGCUUGGAGGACAGAGGGGACAAAACAGGGGAAACACAAGAAGAAAGACAGGGCAAAAUGCUGUUGCAUACUGAAUAUUCGCUUUUAUCCCUCCUUCAUAAUCAAGAUGGUGUUGUACAUCACCAUGGUCUGUUCCAGGACCGAACAUGUGAGUUUGUAGAAGAUAUCAUGGAUGCCAACAAGCUGACUAGGAAGACCAGAAAGAGGAUAUGCCUAGUGUUGGACUGUCUGUGUGCACAUGACUUCAGCGACAAAACUGCUGACUUAAUAAAUUUACAGCAUUAUGUGAUAAAGGAAAAGCGGCUAGGGGAGAGAGAAACCGUUGUUAUAUUCUAUGAUGUUGUCAGAGUAGUAGAAGCCUUGCAUAAGAAGAACAUUGUGCACAGAGACCUGAAACUUGGUAACAUGGUUCUCAAUAAGAGGACCCAUAGAAUAACAAUCACCAAUUUCUGCCUUGGGAAACACUUAGUGAGUGAAGAUGACCUAUUAAAAGAUCAGCGAGGAAGUCCAGCAUAUAUCAGCCCAGAUGUGCUCAGUGGUCGACCAUACAGAGGAAAGCCAAGUGAUAUGUGGGCGCUGGGUGUAGUUCUUUUCACCAUGCUGUAUGGGCAGUUUCCCUUCUAUGACAGCAUUCCUCAGGAACUUUUCCGUAAAAUAAAGGCUGCUGAGUACUCCAUCCCUGAGGAUGGAAGAGUGUCUGAAAACACCGUAUGUCUUAUACGUAAACUAUUGGUCCUUGACCCUCAGCAGCGCCUGACUGCAUCUGAAGUCCUAGAGUCUCUUGGUGGCAUAAUCUCUUCCUGGCAAUCUAUGUCCUCACUUAGUGGUCCACUACAAGUUGUUCCUGAUAUUGAUCAUGUGACAAGCCCUGAAAGCUCUCAAGAGGCAAAAGUAACAGAAGAGUCCUCCCAGUAUGAGUUUGAAAACUACAUGCGACAGCAGCUCCUACUGGCGGAAGAGAAAAAUACAAUUCAUGAAGCCAAAAACUUCCCCCAGAAACGUCACUUUGGAAAUUUCCCCCCCAUUAGAAGAUUGGGGUAUGAUGCUCAGCCAAUGAGCCCUUUGGACGCUGCCAUCCUUGCACAGCGAUAUCUUACCCCGUCACACAUGACUAUCCCUAAUCCCCACUAAAACAUGGUUUCCAAAUGUUUCAUCUAUAUCUGGAAAGUUACAGUUUGGGGGAAUCUUUGAAAGCUGAAAGGCUUAUACGGUGCUAUAUUUC